Setaria italica (foxtail millet) is the source of this 375-nucleotide messenger RNA. RefSeq lists its product as uncharacterized. Gene Ontology annotation, molecular function: protein binding. The coding region runs from base 1 to 375 and encodes 124 amino acids. NCBI's taxonomy places the organism in Eukaryota, Viridiplantae, Streptophyta, Magnoliopsida, Poales, Poaceae. The record is from RefSeq and is a predicted model, not a curated record. The transcript has a single exon.
AUGGACGCUCCUCCGACCCCUCCCAUGGUGCCGCCGUCGCUCCGCGCGACAAUGCAUGUGACAGACGAGAUUGUCGAGGACAUCUUCGUCUGCGUCCCGCCGGACAACAGCGCCCUCCUCCUCCGCUCGGCGCUCACCUGCAAGCGCUGGGCUCGCCUCUUUGCCGACCGUGGCUUCCGCCGCCGGUACAGCCAGAGCCACGGGAAGGCACCCAUCCUGGGGAUCAUCGCCAACCUCACCAUCACCGGCGGCGUCGCCAGGUUCAUCCCCACGUGCGGCUUCUGCCCGGCCCACGAUGAACACCACGGCUACCGCGCGCACGACGCCCGCCACGGCCGCGUCCUCCUCAACAAGCUGCCGGAGGCUGUUGGCUAG